Messenger RNA from Salvelinus fontinalis (brook trout), 4575 nucleotides. RefSeq lists its product as uncharacterized. NCBI's taxonomy places the organism in Eukaryota, Metazoa, Chordata, Actinopteri, Salmoniformes, Salmonidae. Bases 777 to 2672 code for a protein of 631 amino acids. The record is from RefSeq and is a predicted model, not a curated record. The transcript has 9 exons.
AGCCACAGGGUUUCUCUGGUCAAGGGUCCUGAUAUUACUCCUGUGUUCUGCUAUUCAUGUUUCAGAGCACGUUUCGUUUCUCCUGCAUAGCAUAGACCACAAAUACACUUGAUCAUGUAUAUCACAUUUUUUGUGGAAUGUGUAAUGACGUCCUUAAUCUUGAUGGCCUUGCCCGUGAUAGGGUGAUUGAACAUUGUGCAUUUUUUCGUAAAGUUACACUGGGUACAUCGACCACAUAUGUAAUUACCGUCCGGCACAUUGUCUAGGAAGAUGCUACGUGGCACCAGUGGAAGAUCAGACCUCACCACCAUGUGACUGAUUUGGGGGCGCCUCUGAAGAUGACCCACGGGGGUUCUUUAACCUCUUUUCCAGUUGUGGAUCAGUGCUCAAGAUGUACCAGGGUUUUUUAAUGAUGUGGUCAAACUGUUUACCAAGUGGGGAGUAUUGAAGGAAGCAUUGAACGCGUUGGUCAGGAGGGCGGGGAGGUUUUGGCAUGAGGGAGUCAUCAAGGGCCAUAUUUUUAUAACGUUCCCCUGCUUCGUGCAGCCAUUCCUCUGGGUAACCCCGCUGUCUGAAACACUCAUCCAGACAGUCGGCUUGCUUGUUAUAGUCACUCUGUGUACUACAAAUCCUGCGUAUGCGACUGUAUUGGCUGAUGGGGAGGCUCUUUUUUAGGGGUCUAAGGGUGGAAGCUGUCUCCGGGUAACAAGGAAUUCCUGUCCGUCGGCUUCCUGUUUAGGUCCGAGCUGAAGUCCUCCCCCUCCCUCUUUAUCAAAAUGUUCAGAAAACCUUUUUCAUGCAUCAAAGACUUGUGGACACAGACAAGGGGACCAGAGAAAGAGGUGAAAGAGGACAGACCCUGCUGUUGUGGUUGUUUUUAUCCAGGCAGUGGAGGCAGGAUGUGGGUCCUCAUCUGGGCAGCUCUACUCUUCUCUCUGACAGGGAGAGCAACAUGUCACAAACAGCAACAACCACCACAGACAUCAACACCCUGGACCAUCACCUUCAGUCCAGCAGAAAUAACAGCAGAGAAGGGACUAUGUGCUGUUAUUUCAUGUACUUUCACUCACCCUGAUGACAUCAAGCCUACCAAUGCAAUAUGGUUCAAGUGCCCUACAAAUGGCAAAUGUGAUAAGGAUAAAAAGAUAAUUUUCCACUCUGAAACUCCCCAUAAAGCUCAGGAGGAUUUUAAACAGAGAGUGUCUCUACUAGAGGCUGAUCUGACAAAGAAGAACUGUAGUGUGAUCAUCAACGACAUCAGAGAGAAUGAUGCUGGAAAGUAUCAAUUCAAAACGUUAGGAGGAUCAUUUACAAACCCACAGAAAAUGAAAAUCACAGUGACAGCUCUGACCCAGAAGCCCUCAGUGUUGACUCCUCCUCUGACAGAGGGAGAACCAGCUACUCUGACCUGCACCGCCCCGGGGAUCUGCUCUGGAACUCCUCCUCACAUCACAUGGACAUGGAGAGGAACAGGAGACAACAACACUGAGCUCAGAGACAACACCACCAUACAGAUUAGAGAGGACCUGACCCAUGUGACAACAACCCACUUCUCAACGUUGACCUUCACCCCCUCAGCUAAGCAUGACGGCACCAAGGUCACAUGUCUGGUGACCUUCAAUGGCAACAUCACCACUAAGAAGACACUGACAAUGAAUGUGGCACAUGUGAAGGAACCCAAGAUCUCAGGUAGUAACACAGUGAGAGAGGGUGAUACCCUGAAUCUGACCUGCAGUGAUGACAGCUACCCACCAUCAUCAUCUAACGUCACCUGGAGUAAGAAGGGGACAACAGCUUUGGAACGGAAUAACUCUGGACCUGCCACUCUCAUCAUCUCUGACAUGACAAGAGAACAUGCUGGGGAGUAUGUGUGUACAGCUCAACACCACAAGAGAUCUCUGACAGCUUCCACGGUUGUCACUGUGAUGUUGAACAGCACCAUCAGCCCGACUGUCAGAAACCACACCAAUACCACUAUGGAGUGUGUCAGCAGAAAUGAAGCGGGCAGAGUAAGAGAGAAGCUGCAAGUCAACCAAAUAGAAAAACAAGAAGAGGAUGUGUCUAAAGACAUCAUGGCUAUGCUGUCGGACCUAAAACUGAUUACUGCAUUUGUGGUUGGUGCAGCCCUCUCAGCCACCAUCAGUUGUAUCUUCCUGUGUUUGAAUGGGAAAUGUAAAAGACGCAAAGAAAUGAUCCCAAAGCACUCAGACUCCAAAAGCCCUUUCAUGAACCUGGAGAUGGUGACAUGUGAAGACCAACAGACGGAUGCAGGACAGGCUGUAGGGAGCAAACAGACCCAUCUGCAGGUGGCGCUGAGGAAGGGAGAAGAAAACGGAGGUGGAACCACAGGAAAAUCUACCACAGGUGAAGAACCAAAUGAAGUGGACUACGCCAGAAUCAACUACUCCCUGCUGAAGAAGAAGACUCCUGAGGAGGCAGAGAAGAAGACCACCAGCACAGAGACAGACUACGCCGAAAUCAAACGAGAGAAGAAGAAAGAGGAGGAAGAAGAUAGUGGAGAGGGGAGUGGUGUGAUGGAAGAGGUGGAAUGGGAAGAAGGGGAGGAGAUGAUAGGGAAGGAUGAGGAGAAAGAGAACGGUAAGCCAUUACGAGAGACAGAUGAGGAUACAGCGCUUUACUCCAACGUCAAGGCUAUUAUGGGUGGAGAGUGAGCGAGUGACACAGCAACGUGGGAGAUAGCGCACAGUACUAUGGCUUCUAAUAUACAGCCCUGCGGUAUUUUCUCAUAUUCUAGAUUGAAAGUUUUAUGAUGAUAGAGACUUUGUUUAACUGAAACGACUGUAGGUAAUAGUUUUGGUUCUUUAUUUUUGAGUCUUGUCUAAUGUAAUGUUAGUUUUGUAAUGAUUCUGUUUUUGUGUCACCAUGGAAGGACUGACAAAAACGUGGUUUGGAGAAGUAGAGAGGUCAUACCAUGUCAUUUUUUUCUCCUCUGUUCCUUCCUGUUUUUGCAUUUUGAUUUAACCCUAACCCUAUAUAUUAAGGCACUACCUUAUUUUUGAUGUUUGUGUGUAUUUUAGUUGUUUGCUAUCUGAAAUUAGUUUAAAGAAUUUCAAAAUGAUGUUUUAACUGUCUUGUAGCAUGAUGUACUACAGUACCCAUAAUGCUCUGUAUCAAUUUACGGUUUUAUCUUGGUAAAGACGUUCCUAAAGCUAACACUAUGGUGUCCCGGCUACGUAUUAAUACAUCAGAGGAGGCUGGUGGUAGGAGUUAUAGGAGGACAGGUUAAUUGUAAUGGCUGGAAUGGAAUACUUGAAACUGUAUAUGGAAACCACAUGUAUGACUCUGUUCCAUUAAUUCCAUUCCAGCCAUUAAAACGAGCCUCUCCUCCUAUAGCUCAUCACACCAGCCUCCUCUGUGAUACAUGGUGUCAGAAGUUGGACGUCUAUUUAUUAUCUCCACAAAUUGUAUUCGACAGUGAUUACACAGAUGGUAUGACUGCAGAGAACAGUAGAUGUUUUCUAUAGAACUCAUCCAGUUCCUCCACCGUGUAUUCUAUGUUGACAUAAUCAAGAUGCAUACGUUCACGAUCAUUGUAAAUACGAAUUUGUUCUUAACUGACUUGCCUAGUUAAAUAAAGGUUACAUUUCAAUUCAAUUAAAAUGUAAAAAAUAUGAAUAUCCUACAAACAACCACUAGAUAGAGACACUCCAUUUGACAUGAUAACCACAAAGCCACAUCAUUUACAAGCCCACUUCUAAACCCUUUCUCAGUUUGAGCUUUAAUCAUAAUACUCAUUUAUCAGAAAAGGAAACUGAUUUAAGGUGAUCUCAACCAUCUGCUGGUGUAAGUGAAGACAGAACAACAGGCUCUGAUUAGAAGGCAGAUGUUUAAAAUUAAACCUGAAACUCUCAGAUGUCAGCAGAAGUAUCUCGCAUGGUUUCCUCUGAACAAAAAAACACCAAGAGGUGUGUUGUGUGUGAGUCACAGUAGCAAGAAAUGGACACUCCCUUUCACAUUGUAAAUCUGGCUGUGUUGUGGUGGUUGUUUCUGUUGUACUGUACCUGUCACUGAGCUACCGAACAAACCCACGUACAAACACCUGUGUUGUUCCUCAGGUUUGGAUGAAAAGAAAAUGAACAUGUCCCUUUGCUGUUAACUCUUCAUUUAGAGAUUACGUCACCUGCCAAUUGUCAGUGUGAGCAUCAUGGACUCUGUCGUGUGUACAGUAUGUGCUCACACUCAUACUGGAUUAAGGAUGGGAUUACAGGAUUAGAAUGUUCCACACACAGUACAGAGCCUGUAAAUAGAUCUAACAGACACAGUCAGCUCACUUCGCUUGUAUUGAGGAUAUAUCUGCUAUUGAUCAUUGGAUAAGGAUGUAUUUCCCUACUGAGGUCUGUCCUUAGGUUUUUUCAUCCAGGUCAAAGGUAAGGCAUAGGCAGUAUCAUACAUUAGUACUGUAGACCAGACAGUUACUUGGAGCUAAGAUGGUGUGUUUGUUUACACAACACUUACCACUAUCCAAUACUGUCAUUUGACCAAUUCUGUAAAAAACAUGUAGUUAAAUACAUUAAAUCUGAAUAAUUGUGUAAAGAAACUGUUUUAUUGUGUUCC